Porites lobata is the source of this 3680-nucleotide messenger RNA. NCBI's taxonomy places the organism in Eukaryota, Metazoa, Cnidaria, Anthozoa, Scleractinia, Poritidae. The record is from the annotation of a GenBank genome assembly.
AUGGCUUCGGGAAAAUACGUCAAGAAAGUCGAUUAUGGAGAAAGCGCAGGUCCUGCCUUCAGGGUCGACAUAGAAGACGAAAGCGGCGAAGUCUUGUUCGCAAAAAAGCACUCUCGGAUAGAGAAGUGUCUCUUCGCAACUGUAGUAGUGUUUGUUACGGUUGCAAUUGUGUUUAUUGUUCUCUACUCCACGCAAGUUUCAAAGACCAGUGAGGGUGAUUCAUCAACUACGGCUAACGAACGAAGUACGUGGGCGCCAAUCACAAGCGAGACAACGGCUUGUUUCGAGCUCCAUUGUAUUUUGACCGCCUCAGGUUAGUUUAAUUAUAAGUUUAUCUAUUUGAAACUUUUUGGAUCCGAGUUGAAGAUAGUUUGCAUCUUGUAUUAAAACGAUAAAUUUUUAUCGAUACCCGAAAAAAUACCCUGUGUGAUGCAUGUUCAUCGAAGCAUCAAAAAUUUUGGCAAACUGUUAAUUGAACAUGACCUGAUUUCCAAAAGAAAGACCGUCCAUUUGAAUAUACAUCUAAACAAUCAAACACUACGGAUCUCAUUUUCAGCGUCAUUGAUCUUAAAUAAUCGUGACAUUCAUAUCAUAUAUGACAGACGAAUUUCGAAUACCAAACUGCAAGAGGCAUGACAACUUCUUAUCUCUAGCUCAAAACUUUUUCUCAUCCAAUAAAAACACUAACAAAAACUAACCAACAAAACUAAACAAACAGAGCUGAACAAGGACAUUCGAUUAAGCCGUCGUAAUUAUGAUUAUCAUAACGUCUCUGACAGUUGUUAGUUUUUUAAAUACCUUUAAUUACUACCAUGUAACAGUACAUUUUGCUGGCAUGCGUUUGUUUCAAAGGUCCAGAUAUUUUUUAAUUAUUAUCAUCAUUAUAAUUUUUUGCGAUCGCUUUUCGUGGUUCCGGCCGAGGGUUUUAACUGGCUUUAUUCUUAUCUUUUGCUCAAAAAUUUUUCUCACCCAUAAACAAAAACACUAACAAAAACUAACCAACAAAACUAAACAAACAGAGCUGAACAUGGACAUUCGAUUAAUCCGUCGUUAUCAUAACGUCUGACAGUUGUUAGUUUUUUAAAUACCUUUAAUUACUACCAUAUAACAGUACAUUUUGCUGGCAUGAGUUUGUUUCAAAGGUCCAGAUAUUCUUUAAUUAUUAUCAUUAUUACCAUUAUAAUUUUUUGCGAUCACUUUUCGUGGUUCCGACCGAGGGCUUUAACUGAAAUGUUGUCUUUUAACCCGAUCAUGUCCAUGUGUUAGCGAAACAAAGUAAAACAGGUCGCAGACAUGACAGAUGUACUAGUAUCUGAUAAGCCUAGGAUGAACUGAACGCUCUAAUCCUAUUCAGACCGGGCUUUUUUUUGUUUUUUUCGCUUCCUGUGACCGGGGGAGAUGGGAAGGGGUCCAGAGGCACCCCUAUAUAACUUCAAAACUGCUCAUACUACGGCCACCUAAAUUUUACAGAAGAGUAUGCUCAUCAUUUCCAACUUCCGGGCAUAACGUGCUUGGAACAACAAUGACGUAAUAAAUUGAAAAUUAAACUCAGCAUCUGCCUUCUGGUCAUGUUAACUUUGACAACUCGUAAAACCAGUGAUUGUAGAAAAAAAAAAGAAAAGGAAAAAGAGAGAAAGAGAGAAACAAAAGUCGACUUUAAUUUAUACUCACGUGGUAGCCACUACUCCACAAGACCAUUCUCGACCCCAGUGCUUACGGGUUUGGGAAUGCGCGCGUAAGCUCUGGGAAACUCUGCGCCGGAGAAGCCAAAAUCUGGCUUUUUGAGCCUCACAGCGCAUGCUCUUUGAUCUAACCAAAACUUUUUGCUUCUUUUAUAUCCACUUCAUCUCGAUAUUCUUGUGCUGCUUCGGUAGUAGAACUGACGAAAUUCAGUUGACGGCCUUGGAGAAUUUUCAGGUAUCCAAGGCUCUUGUGGUAGCUGCUGAGAAAAUACCGUUAAACGUUCGCAAUCACAGAUUUGAAACUUGAAGUUUGCAUAUGCUUGACAUUUGAUUAAAUAUUUCUGUGGACUACUUCACGAUGUGGUAAGUGAGACCCGAAUGGCUUGUUAAGAUAAACGUAUCGAAAUUCCAAUAAAACUUUCCAAAAUAUGAAUGUAGCGUCCUUUUAUUUAUGUUUGUUCAUGAACAUUUUAAAACACUUCAGCGAAGCUUCUUUGAAAUGCGAUAUCGUGGCAAAAGAAGACAACUAAAAAUAUCUAGUCGCAUUGUACACGCAUCACUUUAGGGAACGCUUUACUUUUUCUUUUUUUUCUUGCAAGACUGUUUUUGGGUAAUUUACGACAAGAAGCUCAAGUUUUCAUUCAUACUCGGCCAGUUCGUGUGAAUACGAUAACGUGAAAGUCAAAGAAAAAUUAAAUCAGUACUGUGUCAAGCUUCUUAAAUUAUAGCUGGCAAAGAUGUCGGUGUAUUUUUAUUUUAUUUUUUCACAUUCAAAUCUUUUUCUGGUUCAAUUUUCGAUAUGUAGCUAAGCUAUUUUAUUUGCAAGUUGGAAAAUCCAGUAAUUCUACCUAAUUAGUCGUGCAAAUGCUGUUUUUAAAUCGCUGAAAUCAAGAAUCGGCCGGUAGUAUUUAUUGCCGCACGUCCAGCCACUCUCGUGCAAACUUGAAUGGACCAAUCAGAAACACGUUUAUUGUUUUUUGCUGAAACCAAUCAGAGACAAUCUUGCUCCAGGGUUCCCCAGAGCUCUUGAUCUCUCUCCUCUACACGCGCAGAAAAGCUCUGGGUUGAGAUUGGGCGUCACGGCAAAAGUCAUUUCUAAGCAAGCGCACUACUUCAUUUUUGGGCUUUACGGCACUUUCGGCCUCCAUAAUGGAGGUCGCCGUAGCGAUUUGCCUAAAGUUUGAAAACGCAGGUUUCUUCGUUUACGAGUGGCGGCCGAGUUUUUCGAUGAUGACUUCCAUCAUACACUUCCGACCUCGUUCCUAGUCUCCUCUCCUAUUCGUUGCAUUUCCUUCUGGCAUUAGUCCGGGGGCUCCUGCAUUAUUUUAAUGCAUGAUCUGUAAGGAAAUACCUUCCUUAUUAUAAUUAUGGUAUAUGACUAACUUGAAUAAAGGUUUUCCUUUGGGGAGGAAAACCGUCACAAUAGUACUCUCCUAGGAGAUGACUGUACGAUUUUUAUGACACCAGAAGCGCAUAUAGGUUUUUUACGACACCACUUAAAAAAGGGUUUAAUACUGCGUGACGCACGUUACCUUGAAUGUAUCUUGCAACUUUCGUUACGUGACUCGGCUUUGUUUUGCGCCUGGUACAACAGCCUCCGGAGACUCACCUCCCGGAUCUUGGCAAUCUUUGUGCAUGUUCUGCAUUUUAAUUACAUAAGCGUUGAGUGACGAUAUGUCUUCUGCAAAAUACAUCAAGAAAGUUGAUUACGGAGAACCUUUUCAUUUCCAUUUCGACCCAGAAAGCAGCAGCAAGUUGUCGUUCUCAAGUAAACACUCUCGCAAGGAGAAAUGCCUCUUUGCAGCUUUAUUAGUAUUCGUUAUUGUUGCAAUAGUGUUCGCUGUUCUUUACGCUGUGCAAGUUUCAAAGAAGCCCGCUAAGCCCGGCAGUUCAUCGGCUUCAAGUGAAGGAACUACCCAUGCUCCGAGCACAAACAAAUCAGGUCCGCCAGCGACGUCGGUUUGCAUGGAGCCGCUCUGUGUUCUAAUAGCUUCAGGU